Messenger RNA from Scleropages formosus (Asian bonytongue), 2140 nucleotides. RefSeq names its product doublesex and mab-3 related transcription factor 1 (gene dmrt1). The record is from RefSeq and is a predicted model, not a curated record. Lineage: Eukaryota; Metazoa; Chordata; Actinopteri; Osteoglossiformes; Osteoglossidae. Bases 317 to 1168 code for a protein of 283 amino acids. Gene Ontology annotation, molecular function: DNA-binding transcription factor activity, RNA polymerase II-specific; RNA polymerase II cis-regulatory region sequence-specific DNA binding. The transcript is spliced from 5 exons. Gene Ontology annotation, cellular component: nucleus. Gene Ontology annotation, biological process: sex differentiation; regulation of transcription by RNA polymerase II.
AGCGCGCCAAAAUGGAGCGUGCGGAUUGACUGAGGAGUGACCCGUGAGGAGUGAGCGGGCCACGAGCUCGAUGCCACAAGCGCAGCUUUGUUGCAUUUCCAAGGACAGCCCGUUUUUCCAUCUUUUAUAAUAAAAAGACAAAAAAAAAAAAAAAAAAAAGAGAGAGAGAUCAUUCGACGACGCCGAGCGAUAGCGAGCCAGUAGCCGCUGCUCGCUUAAAUCGCCGGGUUCGUGAUUUUUGCCCGUCAUUUCUGGGCCGCCGCGUGCCGUCCCACGAGGUGCCUCGUUCUCGUUCUUUCUUUCCCCCGCGCUCGAGAUGAGUGACGACGAACAAAGCAAGCAGCCGUUGGGCUGCGGUCGCCUCAGCCCGCCAUGGCCGCCCGGGAGGAAGGCGCACCGCACGCCCAGGUGUUCGCGCUGUCGCAACCACGGCUUCGUGUCGCCGCUCAAGGGCCACAAGCGCUUCUGUAACUGGAGGGACUGUCAGUGCGCCAAGUGCCGCCUCAUCUCCGAGCGCCAGCGCGUCAUGGCGGCCCAGGUGGCGCUCCGCAGGCAGCAGGCGCAGGAGGAGGAGUUGGGCAUCUGCAGUCCAGUGGCGCUGCCUGACCCUGAGGCUGUGGUGAAGAACGAAGUGAUGGUGCAGGACAGGACCCCAACCAUGUCCACAUCCAGCAUGGGUGUGUCCUCCUCUGCCUCAGGAAGUCAGUCUGCUCUGCCGCCCAGCCCCAGCAGGGGGUGCUUUGAGGGAUCCUCUGACCUUGUGAUGGAUGCAUCCUACUACAACUUCUACCAGUCCUCCUGCUACCCAGCAUACUACAGCAACAUCUACAACUACCAGCAGUACCAGGUGCCAAGGACCGAGGGCCUCUUGUCUGGUCACAGCAUGCCUCCACCGUACAGCAUGCGUUCUUACUACUCAGCAGCUUCGUACCUGAGCCAGGGCCUUGGCGCAGCAUCACGUGUGUCCCCCAUCUUUACCCUGGAUGAUAAUGCUGGCUUCCCAGAGCCCAAGGCAGCCAUGUUCCCCAGUGGCACAGGGCACGACGCAAACCUGGCCAGCAUGUCCAUGAACUCCCUGGUGACCCACGGGAUCAAACAGGAGCACAGCACCACUGCCGAGACAGCAGCCUUUCCUUUGGACCUCGUGAUCGAGAGGGCAAGUGACUGAGUGUCCUCAAGGGCCGCUUCCCGGCUGCUCCCCAACCAUUUCCGUUCAAUGUGCUGCUUGAGCUCAGGCAUCAAAUCAGUUCAGUGUCCUAGACUGGAAGUGGUUUUUCUGUUAUGUUCCUGCCGUUUUGUCAGGUAUCAGUGCCAGUUUGAACUGCAACGCGACCUUUUAAAUUAGUGUCCUUCACUAAGCCGCAGAUGCUCAUUGUUGCAUUUUCCAGAAUUGUUUGAGUUUUUCAGCGAAGGUUUAAAAAGCUUUACACUUCACUGUAAUUUGUAGUUCUAAAGCACCGUUAACAAAUUUUUGUGACAAAGUCGGAUGCUUUGUACUUGUUCAUGCAUUUCUUACUGUCUUAUACGUCUUACUGCUCGAACAACUGAAAUGUUUUUAGUAUUUUGGAAAAGAUUUUCACUGUUUGCUGAGUUGUUAAUAGUUGACAACUGUUUUAUGCUUGUUAAUUCUCGUAAUUUACAUGUUUUUUUUUUUUCUUUGCUAUUAACAUUUUGUUAAUGUGUGUGCAGUUUCUUCUUUCAUUUAUUAGAAAUAUUACGAAAUAAACACCACUAAAUAUUGGUUAUGGUAUGUUAAUACUAGUAUGUUUUGCUUAACAUUUUAAACUAAGAUUUCUUGCAUUAUUUCUAUAACACACCUGUAAAAUAUCAUAUUCCCAAAAGAGGCCAUGCUUUCUUGUCUAUUAAAGGGCUUUUAAGAUCAUUGUGGUCUUUUUAGACUUCUUAAAGCGGACUUUUGCAGUAGAACCCCUGACAAGUUUGUGGUAUUCCGCAGUUCAGUGGAAAUAUGUUCAGCAAAUAUUCUUAGCAUGUAAAUGCAUGAAAUUUAACCAUCAGCUGUUUUCUAUGUUUGUUACUAUUAGGCUUGCUUUGUAAACUGCAGUGAUUCAACUGAAUUAUCACUUAUUUUUUGGUUGGGACAGAUUUUUUUUUUUUUUAAACUUUUUGAUAAUAGAAAGGC